This is a messenger RNA of Pseudophryne corroboree (corroboree frog), 1237 nucleotides long. Its product is annotated as trans-1,2-dihydrobenzene-1,2-diol dehydrogenase-like. Bases 124 to 1197 code for a protein of 357 amino acids. Gene Ontology annotation, biological process: D-xylose catabolic process. The record is from RefSeq and is a predicted model, not a curated record. Lineage: Eukaryota; Metazoa; Chordata; Amphibia; Anura; Myobatrachidae. The transcript has 7 exons. Gene Ontology annotation, molecular function: D-xylose 1-dehydrogenase (NADP+) activity; nucleotide binding.
AAUAUAAUAACAUAUGUGCAGUGGGGAUCACAGCCACAGAGCACAGCAGCACACUUUGAGCUCAGGGAUUUGGCUUGGUGUCAGCAGAAUGUUCCAGGCUGGACCCUCCCCUCUGCCUGCCCUAUGAAGCAGAGACUGAAGGUUUCUCUUUCUCUGCCAGUAUCCGGAUUCAUUCAGAAGUCCAUACUGAGCCUUAUCAUGGCCACAAAGUGGGGCAUCUGCUCUGCAGGAAAGAUUAGCAAUGACUUUGUGGCAGCUCUGGAGACGCUGCCAGCUCAGGAUCACCAGGUAGUAGCGGUGGCUGCCAGGGAUGUCAGCCGUGCUAAGGAAUUUGCCCAAACGUUUAACAUUCCCAAAGUGUAUGAUUCAUAUGAAGAGCUUGCCAGAGACCCUGACAUUGAUGUCGUCUAUGUUGGCGCCAUUCAUACCGUCCAUAGAGAUGUGGCACUGAUGUUUAUGAAGAACGGGAAAAAUGUCUUAUGUGAAAAGCCGAUGGCCAUGAACCUCUCGGAGGUUAAGGAGCUGACAGCGGCUGCCAGGAAGUACAACGUCUUUCUAAUGGAAGCUUUUUGGAGCCGCUUUUUCCCAGUCUAUGAACAGAUCCGCUCCCUGCUGAACCAGAAAGUCCUCGGAGAGGUGAAGGUUGUACGGGCAGAGUUCGGUGCUAACUUGCUCGGCGUGCCCCGGGCAGUGGAGAAGGAGCUGGGUGGUGGAGCAAUCCUGGACAUUGGUUGUUACUGUAUACAGUUUGCCUUAAUGGCUUUCAAUGGAGAAAAACCAGAGUCUGUAACUGCCAGAGGAUUUCUGAAUGAGACUGGUGCUGACGAGACUGUGACGGUUAUCCUGCAGUACCCAGGGAAACGUCAGGCCAUACUGACCUGUACCAUGGUGACCGAGCUGCCAAACCAAGCUGCUAUCUGUGGAACCAAAGGGAUGAUUCAGAUUCCGUCCUACGUCUGGUCUCCAACUUCCAUAAUCGUCAACGGGAAAGAAACCAAGUACUCCCUUCCCCCUACCACAAGGCACCUGAACUUUAAUAACAGCACUGGACUGAGUUAUGAAGCAGAACAUGUGCGACAGUGUCUAUUAAAAGGAGUGAAAGAGAGCCCAGUGAUGAGCCUGGCUGACAGCGAGUUGUUGGCUGGCAUUAUGGAAGAGGCACAAGUACAACUUGGGAUCAGUAAGAAAAGUGAAUGAAUGUAAAAGUCUAAAAUGCAGAAAUAAACACUUUGCGACA